ACACAAGUCUCAAACUUCAGCUCUUUCCUCAAGUUUUCUUCUUCUUUCUUUUAAAUCAUGGACACCAUUAUAACCGAUUGGUGCAGACUUCCAGGACACUUACUGGCUUUGAUUGCAACACAUCUCCACUCGCCAGAUGACCUCCAUCGUUUCCGCGCUGUUUGUAAGUCAUUUCGGUCGUCUAUCCCUCCAACAAAACCCUUAUCUCCAAGCUCCGAUCUCAAAAUCUCUUUACCUACUAACCCACUUCCACGCUCCCGUGGCCGAUGCGUACUCACUGAGUCCAUUGUUUAUGCAAUCCAGCCCCUUUCUCUAAUCUCCAAUUCUGAGCCAACCACAAAAACAUGGUUAUUGAGGGUGCAGAAACUGAAUUCUGGCAAACUCCAAGUUCAGGAUCCGCUAUGCAGACUCCGUUUUGAAGACUUGUCCGACAAGUUACCAAAUUCUUUGAACUUGCUUGCUUAUCGGGUCAUGGAAAUUGCUAAAGCCUACCAACUUGAAUUAGUUUCUCCUCGUAAGCGUAGGUCCUUCUUUUCAGAUGAUAGUCGAAGGACAUUUUUCAGAAAAGUGGUUGUUUCGACUUGCUAUGAUGAGACCAAUGAAGAGUUCACGAUUUUGGUGUUGUAUGCUUUGGGGAAGCUCGUUAUGUGGAGAAAUGUAGAUAAGAAAUGGACUUAUAUAAACAUUACUUAUCAAAGUAUUGCUGAUAUUAUUUAUCAUAAUAAUAAAUUCUAUGUUUUGGUCUCCACGGGGCUGAUUAUAAGUGUAGAUUCUACGUCUUUGAACAAUACUAUUGAAGUUGCAGGUCCACCAGAGUUACAGAAUUCAUUUCAGGAUUUGUUUUUGAUUGAUAAAUACCGAACAUACCAAAAUAAUCAUGGUUACGAAGUUGAGCGGGUUGAUUUCAACGUUUUCAAGCUUGAUGAAGAGAAACAUGAGUGGGUUCGGAUGAAGAAGGGAUUGGAAGAUAGAGUGUUGUUUGUAGGUGAGAAUUGUUCGUUCUCUGUUCCUGCUGAAGAGUUCUCUGGAUGUAAGGGUAAUUGUAUUUAUUUCAGUGACGAUGAUGUGAUCUGUUGCAGUAGUGAAAAUCAUCCUGGAAUGAAUGCUAAGGUGGUUUACUUGGAUGAAGGUUUUGCUUUUCCUGACGUUUCCGGGAUUUUUUGGCCUCCACCAACUUGGUUGGAGUACCCUUAAUUGGAGCUCGAUCGGCUAGUUAUUUCUGUGUGCAAGUGUUUUCUCUACUGAGUUGUUAAAAUUUUGCAAUUAAAAAGUCAUCUUAGCACUUUCAUUACGUACUCUUUUACAAAUUUUAGGAACAAAAUCUCCAUGGAUUAUUUGAUCGACUACAAAGUGUUAACUCGAAAAAUAGUAGUAUAGGGUUCAGUAAAUAGAUGUUAUCCUAAGAUCCAUUACUUGUAACCUCAAAGAGUCAAAUAAGUCACAAAUGUGAUAAAUGGUUAGUUUGUGAGACUCAAACACAAAGACUUGUGGAUAACUUACUCAAAUGACUAAAGUUUAGUCGUCUAGCCACAAGGCUAGUUCGUGCCUUUAUUGUGUUCUCUAUCUUUGUAUCUCUAAAAAUUACCGCAAAA
Pistacia vera is the source of this 1592-nucleotide messenger RNA. RefSeq names its product F-box protein SKIP23-like. The record is from RefSeq and is a predicted model, not a curated record. The transcript is spliced from 2 exons. Lineage: Eukaryota; Viridiplantae; Streptophyta; Magnoliopsida; Sapindales; Anacardiaceae. The coding region runs from base 58 to 1194 and encodes 378 amino acids. Gene Ontology annotation, molecular function: protein binding.